AUGGCCGACAGCGUGCCUGAACAGCCGACGCAAGCUUCGGCGGCCAACAGCCAGCCCGAGAUUGCCGGUCCUACCGUCGGCGAGACGGCUGCCAAAGACCCAACGGAAAAGACCGACACGGCUGGCAAGCCCGAGAAGCACGAUGCGUCCAGCGCCGAGAAACCAGCCGCCGGCGAGGACACCACUGCAGCUCCUGGUCCUGCCGUGAAUGACACCAAGAGUGCCGAGCUGCACGACAGCACGACGCACACCAAAGGUAUUGCUUGA
Molecule: messenger RNA, 267 nt
Organism: Sporothrix brasiliensis 5110
Lineage: Eukaryota; Fungi; Ascomycota; Sordariomycetes; Ophiostomatales; Ophiostomataceae
Exons: 1
Coding region: 1-267 (88 amino acids)
Source: RefSeq, a predicted model, not a curated record